Paramuricea clavata is the source of this 612-nucleotide messenger RNA. The record is from the annotation of a GenBank genome assembly. Lineage: Eukaryota; Metazoa; Cnidaria; Anthozoa; Malacalcyonacea; Plexauridae.
AUGGCCGAACAACUUUUUAUGAUGUAUGAUGAAAAUAUGAUUGAUGAUGAGGAAUUAUUGUUGUUGCUAGAAGAAAACGAACACAGUAACUUACACAUUGGUCUUCCGUACUGGAAGUACGAAAGAUUUAGCCUUGAGGAUAUGAGAGACGACGAGUGUGAAGUUGAAAUGCGUUUCAAGAAAAAUGAUAUUUACAAUUUGGCUUUUUCCUUGAAAUUACCUGAAGUUUACCGGUGCUAUAAUGGUUUGGUCGUUGACUCUGUUGAAGCUCUUUGUGUUUGCCUAAAACGGUUUGCAUAUCCAUGUAGAUAUGCUGACUUAGUACCGAGGUUUGGUCGGCCUGUGCCACAACUGUGUAUGAUUACCAACACUGUAGUUGAUGACCUAUAUGAGAGGUACUCACACCUGUUUCAAGACCUUGACCAACCGUGGUUGUCUCCAGAAAACCUACAACUGUAUGCGACUGCGAUACAUAAUAAAGGUUCUGCACUUGACAAUUGGUUAGGCCAAUUUGUGGACCAAAGCGGAAUCAAAGAGACGUUUACAAUGCCACAAGCGAGUACAUGCUUUAAAGUAUCAGUCUGUCGUGGCACCAAAUGGAUUAAUAGCUAA